Heterostelium album PN500 is the source of this 327-nucleotide messenger RNA. RefSeq lists its product as uncharacterized. The coding region runs from base 1 to 327 and encodes 108 amino acids. The record is from RefSeq and is a predicted model, not a curated record. Lineage: Eukaryota; Evosea; Eumycetozoa; Acytosteliales; Acytosteliaceae. The transcript has 2 exons.
AUGAAUAUCUACUCAAUAACCAUUCUACUCUUUAUUUUAGUUGUUACUGCUUCAGGACAGUUUUGCAAGUAUAUUACUAUGACUGCUUGGACAGCAGAAACACCCGAUCAGUAUUAUUCUUGCACAGCCCCUGUCAGCCAAUACGGUUUUGGUAACUGCCAAAAUAGCGAAGGAUACUCCCUUUCAGUAUCCUCCUUCAGUUCUCAAUCAAAUUUAGGACCCACUGGUCAAAUUUCAAUGAUUGAUAGUAGUCCCUAUACAACUGACCAUGAAAUUGAAAGUUGCCCAAAAGAAUCAAAAAUAAUUAAACCAAGAUAUUAUCUUUAA